Molecule: messenger RNA, 453 nt
Organism: Tinamus guttatus (white-throated tinamou)
Lineage: Eukaryota; Metazoa; Chordata; Aves; Tinamiformes; Tinamidae
Source: RefSeq, a predicted model, not a curated record
GGAUCCUGGGGUUGGAGGGUGAGGGUCCUGGUGCUUCCCAAGGGAUUCCUGGGGGUGUCAAGGGGCUCCCAGUGCUUCUCAGGGGCCGGCGUCAUCCAGCCGGGCCGCGGCUUCGUCCUGUAUCCCGUCAAGUACAAGGCCAUCGUGUUCCGGCCCUUCAAGGGGGAGGUGGUGGACGCCGUGGUGACACAAGUGAACAAGGUCGGGCUCUUCACGGAGAUCGGCCCCAUGUCCUGCUUCAUCUCCCGGCACUCCAUCCCUUCGGAGAUGGAAUUUGAUCCCAAUUCCAACCCUCCCUGCUACAAGACGGUGGAUGAGGACAUCGUGAUCCAGCAGGACGACGAGAUCCGCCUGAAGAUCGUGGGCACCCGCGUGGACAAGAACGACAUCUUUGCCAUCGGCUCCCUCAUGGACGACUACCUGGGUCUCGUGAGUUGAAGUGUGUCCGUUCUC